AUGAGGCGGUGGAUGUUCGGAGUGUCCGCCUUGAACUGGUACCCGAACCGGAACCCGUCGGAGGAGAUGAGCAGAACGACGGGGUUUUGGAGCCUGGAUAGGGAUCUCGAGAUCUCGGCGGAGGGGGAGGGUGAGGAGGCGAAGAACAGGAAGGCGAAGGAGACGGCGGCGGCGAUGGAGGCGGUGGUGGCGAUGACGAGAAGGAUGAAGGCGGCGGCGGAGGUGGGGAGUUUCGGCGGAGGUGGAUCGUCGGUGGGGAUCGAUUGGCGAUGGGUGAGUGCUAUUGGCGGCGGAGAUGGGCGGCGGAGAAGAAGCCAUUGGGAGUGGACGGAGGUUGUGGAGAAGUGUGUGGACUAUGAAAAAGGGAGGCGCUGA
Striga asiatica is the source of this 375-nucleotide messenger RNA. Lineage: Eukaryota; Viridiplantae; Streptophyta; Magnoliopsida; Lamiales; Orobanchaceae. The record is from the annotation of a GenBank genome assembly.